GCAAUUAGACUACAAGUGCGACAUCUAGUGGAGGAUUUGAAGAAAGAAGACGAAACCUUUAUUUGUCAGCGCCCGUGGACCGUAACCCAGCUCUGGUCCGCAGACUUCCGAGCGGGCCUUGAAUCAUGUGAAGUACCCACUGAGCUAAACCUCUGCCUCUGAUACCAGCAGCACUACUACUACUACUACAUUAUCUAAAGUACAUGCAUUUAUUCACCAAACCAGAAACCCUUGAAAUAGUAAUUCUAAGUGUGGACAUUGACAGCUUAUUAGUGUACGGGUAUAACACAUUAAUAUCGAAAUACCUCAGCACUAAACCUUUGGGUUUGUGCAUACCGGUAUCUUUGUGUGGAACUGUUGUGUUUACCUCACAGUUUCCGGUCGGAGCAUAUUACUGGGUACACGAAAUGGCGACCUCCCUGCUGCGGUUAGGACGACUGGGUUCCCUCAAGGUUCUCCAGUUGGACAGCUGGGGUGUCCUGGGUGUCCUGAGGAGUCGCUCGGCUGCUUCGUUCUGCACUCAGGCCGAAGAGCCUGCAAAGCCAGCGAAGAAGGCAAAGGCUGCGAGCAAGACAGCAGAGGCUCCAGAUGAGAGAGCAACCUUGCUAGCCUACAAGUCCGCAGUUGCCUUCCCAGUUAGACUUUCAGAGCCUGUUUUCCCAACACAGUCUCAAGGUGUAACUGAACCAGUGGCCAGCCCCAGCGCCACUGCACAAACUGCUGUAGCUGCAGCAGCUGCAGCGCCCGUCACUGCUCCCAGUGAACCAGCUGUAGCUCAGCCAGAGGCAGCAGAGGCUCCAGCUGCUGACACAGGUGUUGCUCAGGUUAUCGCAGCUCCACCGGUAGUUGAUGCAGCUCCCCCAGCUGCUGAGCCCCUGGUUGAUGCAAGCAGUAACACCUUAGCACCAGACGACGCUCCAGUCGCAGCCUCCGCCACAGACGAUGCAGUCCCAGCCACCGCUGCCUCCUCUGAGCCUGAUGAUCCAGCACUGGACGAAUCCUCCUCCUCCUCUUCCUCCUCCUCCUCCUCCUCAUCGGUCAACGACUCCGACUCCGACUCUGACUCUGACUCCGACUCUGACUUUGAGGACGACAAGUCAGAAGCGAAGACUGAAACCAAGACCUCACCGCCAGUGGUGUCAGAAUCCACUGUGAAAGAAGGAGAACUCCAGGAGGUCACAUCAGAAGUGAAGGAAGACACUAAUGAAGCCAAGAAGGAAGUUCCACCAGAACCUGAAGCUGCUGAGGCUGCACAGGAGGCUGCUCCAGCAGCAGCAGCAUCAACGCCCACAGAAGCAGCUCAAGCCAUUGUCGAGGCACCCAAGGUUAGCUCUGAGGAGUUAGUAGACCCCGCUCCCGAGAUCUGCACUGUGACCAGCCCAGAAGUUUCAGCUGAAGCUGCAGUGGAACCUGCUCCAGAAGUUAUAGAAGAAGUUGCAUCUCUGGCAAUCCCCGAAGCCCAAGUAGAAACUCCAGCUGAAGUUGUGAUUGACGCUGCGACUCCAGAAAAAGCCCAGACAGAUACUCCUGUAGAAACCACAGCGCCUGCAUCUGCCGAAGCCCCCACAGAAGCUGCUGCAGAGCCUGUAGAAGCUGAUGUUGCCCCCGUAGAAGCAGCUGCUGAGGCUGCAGCUGAAGUUUCUGCCCCUGUGGAGAGCACCGAGGAGCUGUUGGACCCUGCUCCGGUCUUAGCUGAAGCUGCCCCUGUAGAAGCUGCUGCAGAGCUUGUAGAAGCUGAAGUUUCUGCCCCUGUGGAGAGCACCGAGGAGCUUGUGGACCCUGCUCCGGUCGUAGCUGAAGCUGCCCCAGUAGAAGCUGCUUCAGAGCCUGUAGAGGCUGAAGUUUCUGCCCCAGUGGAGAGCACCGAGGAGCUAGUGGACCCUGCUCCGGUCCUAGCUGAAGCUGCCCCUGUAGAAGCUGCUGCUGAGGCUGCAGCUGAAGUUUCUGCCCCUGUGGAGAGCACCGAGGAGCUGGUGGACCCCGCUCCGGUCCUAGCUGAAGCUGCAGGAGAGGAGCUGCAGGCGGACGCCCCAGUUGAACCAGUUGAACCAUCUGAGGAGGCUGCAGCAGCGGCAGCGGCACCUCCAGAGCCCGAUGAGCCUUUUGACAACAGCACUUAUAAAAACUGCCAGCACCACAACUACACCCCCCACACAUUUGCAGACCUGGAUGUAGAGAUGGCCAAGUUUCGUCUCCCGCAGCCCUCCUCCAUCAAACACUAGAGGAGUUGGCCUGGCUGCAAACCUUUAUUAUGUUGCUUAAAGAAGAUGAUGGUGUUGCUGUUGUCCCUUUUUAUUGUGAUCAUUCCCUCACCUGUCAGAUCCGCAUGAAAUCCUGCUGUUAAAAAUGUUAUAUUAUUAAAAUAAACUAAUGAGAAAUGAA
Sebastes umbrosus (honeycomb rockfish) is the source of this 2382-nucleotide messenger RNA. RefSeq names its product NADH:ubiquinone oxidoreductase subunit V3 (gene ndufv3). Gene Ontology annotation, cellular component: mitochondrion. Bases 204 to 2222 code for a protein of 672 amino acids. The record is from RefSeq and is a predicted model, not a curated record. Gene Ontology annotation, biological process: mitochondrial ATP synthesis coupled electron transport. NCBI's taxonomy places the organism in Eukaryota, Metazoa, Chordata, Actinopteri, Perciformes, Sebastidae. The transcript is spliced from 4 exons.